GAGCCACACAAAGCACGGGAGGUAUUUAAGCCCCUGCAGAGCCCCCUGAAACCUCUUCUGAGCUCCAAACCCCGAGGGCUGAGGACACGGGGUGGUUUCCUUACCUUUUCAGCAGGGGAUCACUUUCAGCUGACUCUGGUAGAGCCACUAUGACUGAAACAACAGGUUACUCAGGGGGUGGGUUUGUCCAUGUUAAAAACCCGCACUUGGACUCGAUGGAGGAGGACAUCCUGUACCACUUGGACUUGGGAACGAAGACACACAACCUGCCAGCAAUGUUUGGGGACAUAAAGUUUGUCUGCGUGGGCGGCAGCCCCAACAGGAUGCGGGCGUUCGCGCAGUUCAUGCGGCGGGAGCUGGGCCUGGCGGGCGCCGGGGAGGAGCUGCCGGACAUCUGCGCGGGGUCGGACCGCUACGCCAUGUACCGGGCGGGGCCCGUGCUCUCCAUCAGCCAUGGGAUGGGCAUCCCUUCCAUUUCCAUCAUGCUUCAUGAGCUGAUCAAACUGCUGCACCAUGCAAAAUGCCGGGACGUCACUAUUAUCCGCAUCGGUACUUCGGGAGGCUUAGUUUGGCAGCAGGUCACAGGUGUUACGAGCUCUGGCUUAGCCCCAGUUUCCCUGUGCCCAGGGAUCGAGGCCGGCUCAGUGGUGAUCACGGACACGGCCGUGGACUCCUCGUUCCAGCCGCGCUUCGAGCAGGUGGUGCUGGGGGACGUGGUGGUGCGGAGCUCCGAGCUGGACAAGGACCUGGCAGAGGAACUGCUUGCCUGCAGCAGGGAGAUGGCAGACUUUCCCACACUCAUCGGCCGUACCAUGUGCACCUAUGACUUCUACGAAGGUCAGGGGAGAUUAGACGGUGCACUGUGCUCCUUUUCCAGUGAAAAAAAGUUGGAGUACUUGAGAAGAGCUUAUGAUGCUGGUGUAAGGAACAUUGAAAUGGAGUCCACAGCAUUCGCUGCCCUGUGUGGGCUGUGUGGUCUCAAAGCCGCCGUUGUCUGCGUGGCGCUCCUGGACCGGCUGCAGGGGGACCAGAUCCGGGCAUCCCACGAGGUGCUGUGGGAGUACCAGCAGCGGCCCCAGCGCCUGAUUGCCGCCUUCAUCCGCCAGCGGCUGGGGCUGGGCCCCGCGGGCCGAUCCCAGCACUGACCCCACUGACCACGGCACGGGCACGGCCUGCCACAGCACGGCCCCUGCUCUGGGAAAUGGCAAAGACACUCGGCCACAGCACGGCCCCUGCUCUGGGAAAUGGCAAAGAGACUCGGCCACAGCACGGCCCCUGCUCUGGGAAACGGCAAAGAGACUCGGCCACAGCACGGCCCCUGCUCUGGGAAACGGCAAAGACACUCGGCCACGCCGCACUCCCACGGCAGAGAGCCCUCCACAGCCGAGGGGAGCGGCCGCACCCUACGGACACUGCUGUGCAGGAGCUGCAGGCCUCCAGCUCGGCUGCAAUGGCUCCGACACAUGUGCAUGUCCAAGGACAGCUCCAACCUCCAGCACAGCUGGAAUGACACACGUGCACACCCAAGGACAGCUCCAACCUCCAGCACAGCUGGAAUGACACACGUGCACACCCAAGGACAGCUCCAACCUCCAGCACAGCUAGAAUGGCUCUGACACACAUGCACACUCGAGGACAGCAGCUCUAGCCAAAAUUUGCACAGAAAACAAGGCUGUGUUACUGAGCUGCAGGUUGUGUUACUGAGCUGCAGGUUCCUCACUCCCAGCUCCACUCAUCGUAAAGGACUGUCCUGUUAAGGUCACUCCUGUCCACGGUGAUCCUGUAGGAAGGAGAUCCCUUUGCUUUGGGCAUAAAGCCAAAGCCUAAGUAAAUGACAUCCAAAAUUAA
This is a messenger RNA of Pseudopipra pipra, 1848 nucleotides long. RefSeq names its product uridine phosphorylase 2 (gene UPP2). NCBI's taxonomy places the organism in Eukaryota, Metazoa, Chordata, Aves, Passeriformes, Pipridae. Gene Ontology annotation, cellular component: cytoplasm; cytosol. Gene Ontology annotation, biological process: uridine catabolic process; nucleotide catabolic process. The record is from RefSeq and is a predicted model, not a curated record. The coding region runs from base 150 to 1145 and encodes 331 amino acids. Gene Ontology annotation, molecular function: uridine phosphorylase activity. The transcript is spliced from 7 exons.